Chlorocebus sabaeus (green monkey) is the source of this 4454-nucleotide messenger RNA. It is a transcript of the gene CSNK1G1, whose product is annotated as casein kinase 1 gamma 1. Gene Ontology annotation, biological process: protein phosphorylation. NCBI's taxonomy places the organism in Eukaryota, Metazoa, Chordata, Mammalia, Primates, Cercopithecidae. The record is from RefSeq and is a predicted model, not a curated record. Gene Ontology annotation, molecular function: protein serine/threonine kinase activity; ATP binding.
UUUAUCGCUGCCUGCACAAGGUUUGUCCUAUUAGGCGCGCCAGGGUACUCUGCGGCUCCGGAACGAGGGCGGGGCCACGCUAGUAGUUCCGGUUCGGCUCCAGCCGCCCCUCGGCUCCUAGCCUUCCCCCUCCCCUCCGCCUUCUCCCCUCCCUCCCGCUCCUGGGAAAGAGAGAAACCACCGCUGCGGGUGGGUAGAGAAGCAGUCGGCGCCUCGGGGAGGGGACCGGGCCCGCCUCAUUUGCGCCUUGCAGCACUGCUGGAUCAGGUUACAAGAUGUUCAACUAAGCCUGAGACCUAGUGACUACAUUUCCUACGGGAACAAAUCAAUGGUUUUUCAUCUCCCGGAGAUACAUUAGAAACAAAUAUGGUGCUAAAAGAACUCCUUACCUUUCUCUGACUACAAUUUAUUUGGACAUACUUUUGUAUUGAAGAGAGGUAUACACACUGAAGCUACUUGCUGUACGGAGACUCUGUCCUGUAGGAUCAUGGACCAUCCUAGUAGGGAAAAGGAUGAAAGACAACGGACAACUAAACCCAUGGCACAAAGGAGUGCACACUGCUCUCGACCAUCUGGCUCCUCGUCAUCCUCUGGGGUUCUUAUGGUGGGACCCAACUUCAGGGUUGGCAAGAAGAUAGGGUGUGGGAACUUCGGAGAGCUCAGAUUAGGUAAAAAUCUCUACACCAAUGAAUAUGUAGCAAUCAAACUGGAACCAAUAAAAUCACGUGCUCCACAGCUUCAUUUAGAGUACAGAUUUUAUAAACAGCUUGGCAGUGCAGGUGAAGGUCUCCCACAGGUGUAUUACUUUGGACCAUGUGGGAAAUAUAAUGCCAUGGUGCUGGAGCUCCUUGGCCCUAGCUUGGAGGACUUGUUUGACCUCUGUGACCGAACAUUUACUUUGAAGACGGUGUUAAUGAUAGCCAUUCAGUUGCUUUCUCGAAUGGAGUAUGUACACUCAAAGAACCUCAUUUACCGAGAUGUCAAGCCAGAGAACUUCCUGAUUGGUCGACAAGGCAAUAAGAAAGAACAUGUUAUACACAUUAUAGACUUUGGACUGGCCAAGGAAUACAUUGACCCCGAAACCAAAAAACACAUACCUUAUAGGGAACACAAAAGUUUAACUGGAACUGCAAGAUAUAUGUCUAUCAACACGCAUCUUGGCAAAGAGCAAAGCCGGAGAGAUGAUUUGGAAGCCCUAGGCCAUAUGUUCAUGUAUUUCCUUCGAGGCAGCCUUCCCUGGCAAGGACUCAAGGCUGACACGUUAAAAGAGAGAUAUCAAAAAAUUGGUGACACCAAAAGGAAUACUCCCAUUGAAGCUCUCUGUGAAAACUUUCCAGAGGAGAUGGCAACCUACCUUCGAUAUGUCAGGCGAUUGGACUUCUUUGAAAAACCUGAUUAUGAGUAUUUACGGACCCUCUUCACAGACCUCUUUGAAAAGAAAGGCUAUACCUUUGACUAUGCCUAUGAUUGGGUUGGGAGACCUAUUCCUACUCCAGUAGGGUCAGUUCACGUAGAUUCUGGUGCAUCUGCAAUAACUCGAGAAAGCCACACACACAGGGAUCGGCCAUCACAACAGCAGCCUCUUCGAAAUCAGGUGGUUAGCUCAACCAAUGGAGAGCUGAAUGUUGAUGAUCCCACGGGAGCCCACUCCAAUGCACCAAUCACAGCUCAUGCCGAGGUGGAGGUAGUGGAGGAAGCUAAGUGCUGCUGUUUCUUUAAGAGGAAAAGGAAGAAGACUGCUCAGCGCCACAAGUGACCAGUGCCUCCCAGGAGUCCUCAGGCCCUGGGGACUCUGACUCAAUUGUACCUGCAGCUCCUGCCAUUUCUCACUGGAAGGGACUCCUCUUUGGGGGAGGGUGGAUAUCCAAACCAAAAAGAAGAAAACAGAUGCCCCCAGAAGGAGCCAGUGUGGGCAGCCAGGGCCUAGUGGGUCAUUGGCCAUCCUCGCCUGCCUAAGGCUCUGAGCAGGUCCCAGAGCUGCUGUUCCUCCACUGCUUGCCCAUAGGGCUGCCUGGUUGACUCUCCUUCCCAUUGUUUACAGUGAAGGUGUCAUUCACAAAAACUCAAGGACUACUAUUCUCCUUCCUCCCCUUAGUUUACUCCUGGUUUCUACCCCACCCUCAACCCUCUCCAGCAUAAAACCUAGUGAGCUAAAGACUUUAUUUGCAGAAGGAGAUCAAGAGGCUGGGGGUAAGGCCAAGAAGGUAGGAGGAAAAUGGAGACCUGGGCUGGAGAAGAACCUUCUCCGUGUCCCAGGUGUGCCUGGCAGUAUGGUUUCCUCUUCCUCUGUGCCUGUGCAGCAUUCAUCCCAGCUGGCCAUGGGGUUCAGGUUCCUUCUUCCCUCCCUCCUGUGAAGUUACACUGUAGGACACAAGCUGUGAGCAAUCUGCAGUCUACUGUCCCUGUGUGUUGGCGUUCUUAGCUUUUUUGACAAACUCUUUUUUCCAGGCGGUAGUAGGACAAUGAAAAUUGUUCUGAGCAAAGGAAAGAAAACUGACUUUGUUGCACUUUUAGUUUUUUUAAAAAAAACAAAAACAAAAACAUGGCAGAUGCAUAUUGUGUCUGGUUAUAUUGGGGGUUUCACUUUUACCUGUUUUGAGGGGGAUGGGGCCAGCCAAGCCAUUCAGAGAGAACAUGGGUCCAGAGGACAUUCUCAGUGGAAAGAGUUUGAUCUGCACCACCCAGAAGAGAAGCCAAACUCGGUGUCAUUCUGAGUGAACACUCAGGUUGGCAAGAAAACAUACUUGAAUUUUCAUUCAUCUUCUCAGCAGCUGAAGAAUGUCCCUACCAGAGCAUCUUGACCUAAUCAGCUUACAGUUUGAAAACCUAGCUCUCCAGCACAUGAGAUGAGCCAGCCGAACCAGACUGUGACCAGGAAACAGCUCAUCCCAGAGAAGGAGAUGCUUAACAAAAAAAAAAUAAUAAUAAUGAAAUUGUUUCCUCUGCUGCCAGGGACUUCCAACUAGAUAGCCAUGUGAUUUCCUGGUGACUUGGGGGACAAAUUAAUGAUGAAACAGCCACCACCAUAUUGCCAUUAGUGGAAAAAAAGAGGAGGACAGUGAACCUACCUUCCACCUGCCAGAGGGACCUCGGGGUGUGGCAUUAUAGGGCCAGGAAAAGAAAAUCAGUGUAUCCUAUCUCCCCCAAUAGCUGAGCUGUAGCAUUUGGGCUGGCCUGCCUUAUCAGAAACCAAGCUUAUGAAGAUCUUCUCCCAGCAGGUCCAUAGCAGUAGGCUUAGGAUGCAGUAUAUGGGGCUGCAUUUAAAAGGAGGGAAAGAUUGAUUGGUGCUGGAAUAUUCCAGGGAAAAGGAAACUGGAGUGAAAGGUCUGAAAUUAUCUUCUCAACUGGACAUAGACUCCUUCCAGAAAGGUGGCCAUGCCUCUAAGCAUGUUUUCCCCAGUAUGCCCUCGGCCUCCCCCCGUGGUGUUUUCAUAGGAGGUACUACUGUGAAGGAUCUUGGUUCCUCAUUCACUGUUUGACAAGUCUUUCAUGUGGGAAGUUACUCUUCUCAUACCAAAUUUUCAUUUGAGUUUAGUAGCUUAACCAAACAAUGACUGCCCAUUCCAGAGGUGACAGAAGAGAAAGGGUCAUUUACAUCAGGAAAGAGGUCUUGUAUCUGGGAGUAGAGAGCUAACCAUGGAGCACAGUGGCUGGUGGGUGACUUAGUCUGAUGGUUUGUGGAGCAUAGAAGUCUUCGCCUCUAGCUUGAGGUGUAGGGCUAUCUUUUGGACUGGAAGGUGUGGGGAUAUUUUCUGGUAGUUGCCAUUUCUUGAAAAAUUCCCUUGAUGUACCUUGCACAGAGCAGAAAUAGCAUUAACAGUAUCAGAGGUACUGGGCUUCAUCUGUUCCUUUGGAUCUUGGCUAGGGAAUAUCAUUUCACUUGCAUCAAACCUGCUUAGCUUAUGGAAAGAUGGUAAUAUGUCAUUUCUAUAAAUGUUUCUAUAUAUGGAACAUAGAGUGGCAGGGAGAUGCAGUAUCACACCCCUUCCCCACAAGGACUGUGAAUAUUGGGAUUUAUGUCCUUGCCAUUACCUAGUGGUUACAGCCAUGUCACUAAGAUUUACAUCAUUUCUCAGUUGGGAUUUCGGCAAUGCUAACUUACUGUAUGGAAAGUUUAACUUUUCCUCACCCCUGUAUAGAAAAUGCCUUGCCUCUCAAGAGAGGGCAGAGGGGGGCCAGGCGCAGUGGCUCAUGCCUGUAAUCCCAGUGCUUUGGGAGGCUGAGGCGAGUGGAUCACGUGAGGUCAGGAGUUCGAGACCGGCCUGGCCAACGUGGUGAAACCCCAUCUCUACAAAAAAUACAAAAAUUAGUUGGGCGUGGUGGCAUGCACCCGUAGUCCCAGCUACUCGGGAGGCUGAGGGAGGAGAAUCACUUGAGCCUGGGAGGCAGAAGUUGCAGUGAGCCAAGAUCGCGCCACUGCACUCCAGCCUGGGCAACAGAGUGAGACUCUGUCU